GAGACUCACAGUAGCACGACCGGCAGACAGCGGAGAGCAGGCCGGGGACGGUCGGGGAGAGUCGCCGCUUGGAGAGCGGGCCGGGGACGGAGGUGGACGGGGAGAGUCGCCGCUGGAAAGCGGUUGUUACGCGGCGCAACCGGACCCCGCCUCCCUUGGCGGAAGUCGAGCGGCUGCGAAGAUGGCGGCUCCUGCGAAACAAUAUGGGCUUAUUCUCCCCAAGGCAAAGCAGAAUACUUUGGCGUUGUCAAAACAUUCUAUUUUCAAUGACUCAGAUGAUGAGACAUCAGUCAAUGAGAAUCUUCAGAAGGAGUCGCUGAAGAAAAGAAUGAUGAAGCAGACUAAAUUGGAGAUCCAGAAGGCAUUGGCGGAGGAUGCCACAGUCUAUGAAUAUGACAGUGUUUAUGAUGAUCUUCAACAGAAGAAACUGGAAAACAGCACAAAAUUACUGACUGGUCCAAAUAAACAGUCCAAGUACAUUGACAGUCUGAUGAGAGCUGUCGAUGAACGCAAGAAGGAGCAAGAUAGAAGGAUGGAACGGAAAAUCCAAAAGGAACGCGAGGCUGAAGGAGAGAAGUACGAGGACAAAGAUGCAUUUGUCACUUCUGCUUAUAAAAAGAAGCUCCAGGAAAGAGCUGAAGAAAAGGAACGAGAACACAGGGAAGCAGCAAUGGAAGCUUCUUUGGAUGUAACUAAACAGCGAGACCUUAGUGGUUUCUACCGGCAUUUUUUGAAUCAAAAAGUGGGUGAAGAGGUUAUUCCAGAAUGCAGCAUUCGUGGAACCAAGGGGAUGAAGAAAGAAUCUGAUGAUGAUGACUGUAAAAAUCACACUGGUUCAGUACAGGAUAAACCCAACCAGGAUCCAGAUGCUGACAGUGACUUUGAAAUUGACAGUGGUGAUGAAACUAAAGCUAAUCGUGAUCAAAAACAGUUGUUUUCCAAAAUGAGAAAUGAAGACGACAACUCAGACACUAACGAAGAAAAAGCAAGAAGCCGUCAAUACAGAAGACAUGUUGAAUCUUCUAGUGAGGAAGAACAAAGUCGUCAUCAACAUAUGAGCCAUUCAAUCAGAGAGGGCAGAAGUGAGAAAGGUAGGAGCCACUCAAGUGGAGAAAAAAGCAGAAGUGGGGAAAAAUCAAGGCACAAGGAACACAAACGUGCAAAGGAAAAGUACAAAGAAAGAAAUGAUCCAAGAAAAGAAAGGGAUCAAGAAAGAAAGGACAGCAAAGAUCAUAAAAGAAUCAAGGAAGAGAAAUCUAAAGACUGCAUCAGUGGAAGAGAUGAGCGAUAUCGAGAUUAUGGAGAAAGACAUAAAGAUAAGGAUGAACAAGCGAGAGAUGUAAAGUUCAAAGAAAGAGAGCGAAACAAAACAGAAAAAUAUACGACUAAAGAUGACAGAAGAAGGGAAGAAAAAUACAGAAAUCAAGAGCAAGAAGAAAGAAACCAGGACAGAGAGGUUCAGGAAAAGGGAACAGAACCGUAUGAAAGAACUGAUAAGAAAUAUGAAAGUAGCGAUACUAAGGAAGAGAGUUCUGGUAAUACUUCAGAAAAAGAAAAAUCCAGAAAACACAAUAACAAGAGAUCCAGAUUAGAAGAGAAGGAUGAACAACGAAAUGUAGAAUCCAAAAUUAAAGACGAUGAGGACAAAAAUUUGAAUAUAUUAUGUGAACAAAAAUCAAAAGAUGAGUCAGCAAAGGAAACAAAUGGGACUGAACACCCUGAAAAACUCAGUAAAUUUGUCAAGCGCAGCAAUCAAGAGACUAUCUCAUCUGCAAAAGAGCGAUAUCUUGCAAGGCAGAUGAAUAGGGCCUCAACAAAGUCGUAUAUUGAGCCAGAUGAAAGUGACUAGUUUUAUUGGAACUGGUUUCCACAAAAAAUUAACUUGAAAUAUAUAUACACACCAUCAUUUUGAAGGUUUCUGUGAUCUUGUAUGAAAUAUAACUAUUAAAACUAUUAAUCUCUAAUUAACAUGCUAAGAUUUUUGUGAAAUGAUGCAACAUAUCACUUUUGAACUAACACUCUUGAGCAUAAGGAUAGUUAUGCAUUGGUGCCAUAGGCAUUUAAGUGCAAGAAGCACUGUGCACUUAAAGAUCAGCUUUGUCACAUGUACAUCAAAACAUAGAGAGAAAUGUAACUUUUGCAUCAAUGAUGAACAGUCUGAGGAUGUGCUGAGGUGAGCUUGCAAAUGUCACCAUAUUUCUGGUGCCAAAAUAACAUGCUCACAACUUACUAACCUGCAUGUCUUUGGAAUAUAGGAGGAAACUGGCACAUUCAGAGGAAAUCCACAUUGAUGUGGGAAGCAGUGUGCAAGCUCCUUACAGUGACGGGAGUUGAACUGUAGUGCAUUACGCUACACCUCUGUGCCACCUUUGGCACAACUUGAUAAUUGGCAUAAAGAUUUUCUUUGAAGUAAUAUCUUCCUCUGGAAAAAUAUUUUCAAUAAUCAGGAAUUUUGUUGAAGAUGUAAUACAAGAAACCGGUUCUAAUAUUGAACACAAUCAGUGUCAAUGCUGAUAUGCAGGAAUAGUCUUGGUUAUUCAGGUUCAAGAAUUGGAAUGAUGGCCCCAUCUCUGUCAACAGUUUGGGUGAUUGGUUGCUUACUCUUUACUUCGUACACUUAAUGAAUUAUUUUUCAAUAAUGGGCUUGCUAACUUGCAUCGAAUAUUUAGACAGGGUGAUCAGAUUAAAAGUAGAAAAUGCUGGAGACAUCCAGCAGGGAAGGCAGCAUCUGUGGAAGUUCUGACAGAAGGUUUUCAACACAACCUGAAGUAUCAAAUUCUUGUUUUCCACUUUCCAUAAAUGUUGCCUAAACUGCCACAAGUCAUCUGCAAUUGGAUUUUUGAAUGGCUAAUGAACCCAUAAACACUACCUUAGUAUUUUUCCCCUCUCUUUUUGCAUUACUUAUUUAAUUAAAUUUUCUUUUCUUUUAUAUGUUUUAUUAUUUGUAUUGCAAUGUACUGCUGCCACAAAACAACAAAUUUCACGACAUAUGCCGGUGAUAUUAAACUUGAUACUGAGGAGGCAUAGAAGAGAGUUUUAAGCCUGGGACGGACCAGCCAUGACAAUAUGGCAUGGCAGGACUGGCUGAAGAGGUUAAUGGCCUACCUCUGUUUUUAUUUUCUUACAUUAUCUUUAUUAGUGGCUACUAUGCAGUGAACUAAGAUAACUAUCACAUCAAAAAUGUUGCAAAUCCUCUUUAAAUUUCACUUGUUUUUUUUGAGGUGGAGGGGUGUUACAAGAAAUUAUUUAUUCUGUAUUAAAUAAAAAUGUGGAUAUUCUAAAUAUUUAACAUCAUGUUACGUUGGAGAUAAAACAUUGACACGUGACCUGUACCUGGCAAUGCAUGCUUUAGUAAUGGGUUUGCUGGGAACCAUGUAAGCCAUAGCUUUAGGAGAAGGAACUAGAUGCAAAAAGGAGUCAGAGACACCCAAAGCUGAGUGUUAACUGUAUGGAAAUCUGAGCUAACAGCAAGCAAGUUAAAAGUAUUUAAACUGAGGCUGUUCUAAUUUAGUCAAGUCCUUGUAAGAAAGUGUUAAGAUCAUUACACUUUCUGUUGUCUAGAUUUUUGGAAAGGCUGUUACAGUUAUUGAAAGUCCAAAACAAUAAAAAGAGAAUCUAUUUUCCCUUCCUUACAAAUUCAGUGUUACUCACCACUGUCAGUUUCACAGAGGAAGCUGUGAUCUCCUGAACAUUGAUUAAUUCUGUUCUUUCUAGCACCAAACACUUUCUCUGGGAAGUGGGUAAAAUUAUCAUUACUGUAAUUACACUGAAUUGUUGAAUCUGAGAUGGUUGAGUAAUUUGAGUUCUUGGACAUUUAUACCAGCCUUGAUCUUGCCUUCACCUUUUCUCUAUAGCCACUGAGUGAGCAGCACCUGUAUUAUCCUGUGCAUGAAGUACAUUGUAUAUCUACAGUCAAUACUUUAUAUACUGCUGAAAUUAUCACUUGUAUUUGACCAUCCUUUCCCAGUCCCAAGAAAUAAAUACUUUCACUGUUCAACUUGCUUUCUUAUGGAUACUGUUGUCACAAAGGAAGACCAUGAUUUUAAAUUCUCUCAUUGAAAACUAACUUACAAACUAAGUAAACAAUUAGGAUCAGUUAACAAUAGAACUCUGUGGAGGAGUAGGCAACUUGGUUUUACAAAAUAUUUAGAUCGUGACACAAUUUAAACAGUGACUUUUCAACCCCUUAUGUGCUUAAAAACAGGGGUAUAUAGUUUUUUAAAAAAAAAUAUUCAGUGCUUCCACUGAACUUUGAAGAAGUCCCAGAACCCUCAGAAGAACAGCUUGCCUGUUAAAGGGGCAAUUGUGAAUGUUUAAACUACUGUUAGUUUUUUAAAAUUUUACCAAAAGGAAACCUCUCUGUCAAGCCCUCUCUCUCUCUUGCUUCCCAAGAUCUAUUUUUCAUUAAUGUUAUUUUUUAUUUGUUGGUCAUUAGAAUCAGAGUUUAUUCUAUCUAAAAUUUCCCCGUAAGACAACAGCGUCCAAUGCAUUGUCACUGUUUUGGGUUGAAACCCUGAAUCAUGACUUGAAACCUCCAAGGUUCCUUUCCACCCAUAGAUGCUGCUUAGUCCACUGAGUUACUUCAGGAAAUUGUUUGCUGCUACACUUUCCAGUGUCUGCAAUCUUUAGUGUUUCAAGCUGCAUUUGAUUUUGCAUCUAAUGAAAUCCUCCCAGAAAGUGGGGAUGUUUAGUUGAUGCAUUUGUUUUAAUUUUCAAAUCAGAGUCUAUAAAUACCCAUGUAAUAUUGUAUAUGAAAAGUCAUAAAUGCUUUAUGCUAAUGAAAUGUAAAUGACAAAUAGAUAAAUAUAGUACAGACAGUAAUUAAAUGCUAUUCUAGUAGGGGUUCAGAUGUAUCUGGAGGAGGUCAAGGAAUUCAUUGCCAUGCAGGCUAUUGCUUUGCACAGGCCUUUGCAAAAAGGUGCCAUUCAUUUUGAAAUGCUAGAAUGUGUGCAGUACCUUCCUUCUGUUUAUCAGUAGAGCUACAGUGACUGACUGACAUAAUGGGGAACUAAACCUUCUUCGUUUCCAAAAGCUGGGAUGUGCCCUUGACAGAAUAUUUAAAAAGUAAUAACUAUUAAAAAUUUGGUAGAUAAAUUGGCAUCGCUCCUAUUCAAAGUGUCAAAACAUCUCAUUAUCAGAAGGUCAAAGCUAACUCAAAUUAUUUCCAAGCACACUUUCACAGGAAAAUGAACAUGUAAAAUCGUUUAUGAAAGAUAUCAGAAAAAAACAAAAUUCCCAUUUUAUGUAGAUUAAAAUCAUAUAUAUAACUAAACAGGGAGGAGCAUGAAUUUGGUUUCUACUUGAUGUUCAAAUAUGUUAGGUUGACAAAGUGUUGAUGCUAACUAAUGGAAAUGAUAAACUUUAUUUAAUAAUCAUGUAAAGUGGUAACAGUAACAGGAGCAUACAUCUGCAUAAAUACAAUUAGAAAUAAUUUGCAUACAAAAGCUGGACAAAUACAUUCAUCAGUAACACAUGCAUAGCAGUUUCAAUAAACUUACGGACUUGACCAAGUACUGUAAAUGUACAAAAUGGCUUGACAUAACCAGUUCCAGAAACAAACCAGUCAAUCUUACAAACAUGGAAAUACUGUUAGGUUUGUGCCCACUAUGUAGCUGAGGUUAAUCAGUGAAGCAGUUAUAGGCCACUAGAUGGAGCAUUUUGCUGCACAAUAAUUGUUGAAGUGUUUCAGAUGUACAUCUCAUAAGCUAGCCAAUUUUUACAAUAUUCACAUUGCGUCUGAGUAAUGUCAAAUCAAAUUUAUAUACCAGUGCAGUCUGAUGCUAACAAUCCUGCCUUGAAAUUUUGACUGCAUAGCAACAAGCCCCAAAGAGAACAUUUAUAUUAAGGGGAUGUUUUCACCUGUGCUAAUUAGUCUAGUUUUGCACUGUUUUUGUUUUGCUUUUAGAGGUAAAGGCAAAAUAUUUUUAAGCACAAUUACAUAACUAAUGUUACCCUUUAAAGCAUUUAGACACAAUACCACAAAGUAGUAACUGCAUUCUCAAUCUCUAUUUGUCUUCUUUGCAAAAGAGCAUCUAAUACGCCCAUUGCAAAAUUGUACUUCUCACUACAUGAUGUGAAACCUUGUUCGAUCAUGAAGUUUUUGACCAGUCUUUUACAGUGAUUAAGGACAAAAGCAUUUCAUAGAUAAUUGGAAUCAGCAUGGAUCUCUUAAUACUUUUAUUUGCUUAUUUGUAAAUUUUAAAACAAAAUUUACACCAUCUCUGGGAUGAAUGGAAAUACGAUAUAAAAUGUUAACAGAUUUAAUUGUUUUUAAAUAGGUCAUUCAGAUUUAUAAGAACUAAUGAUUAUAUGCACCAGAUGGCUGCAAAAUAACUGUUUAGUUAUUCUCAUGUUGUGUGAUGGAGUUUGCUGUGCCCAAAAUGCUUGGAAAGCAGUUUGGGGUGUCUAGAAAAUUUGAUUAAUAUGCCAUCCAGCAAUAAAAUUGCUAUAUAUCAUUUAACUUUGAUACAUUUACAUAUUAAAAUACUAAUGUUGUUUGAUGAGAAAGUACUGGAGUACCCAAAUCUAUCUUGAAACAUACAUUGGAAAGCCUUGUAAAAUUAUAUUAAUCACUUCUUGCAAAACAUUUAAACAGAAAAUCCACUUAGUUUAUCAAAACAAAUGUUUACUAUCUAUUCCAGUUAUGUAUCUUUGAGUGACUCUGAAUGUUUCUUACUUGUUUAUAAAAUUUAAAUUAAGAAAUAAGGCACCCAGAACACAUGUGAAGUAAUACAUCAAAUACAACUGCUUCAUGGCUGCACAGAUUAAAAAUGAAAAAAAUACAAGUAAAUGUGCAAGGUAUAACUUAAAAUAAACAUUACAAUCCAACAAAAUUCCAGCUUGCAUUUGAUGCAAAUUUAUAAUUAAUUUUGAAAUCAUGCUUUGGAACACUAGUCAUGAAAAUAAUGCUACAUUUUAAUGAAAAGUAGUUUCCUAUAAAUAGAAAUAUUAUUUUCCCAAUUAAAAUACACAAAAUUACAUUAUAGAACAUAGAAACAGUCUGCAGUCACUAAUAGUCAUCCCUCCUUUAUAUAUAAAAAGUGUAGUAUAAUGCCCAAUGGGCAAUAAAAGAGAAACUGGAAUGUUCAUCUAACUUAUCAGUAAGUUUACAUUUGUGUGUGAAUAUGUUUAUAAUCAAUACUUAAUGUAUACCAUUAAAAUAUGAAGAAAAAAAGUCAAUAUUUUGAAGGAAAUACCGAUAUCACUAAAGCUGCAGCUUGAAGCUCACUCUGAACGCAUUUGUCUUUUACUUUGGGUUCAGGUUUUGAUCUUGUGAUACCAUUUGCUGAUCUGAGCAGUCAGUCCAAGAAGCAGAGAGCACCAACAAUGGUUUUUUUUAAAUAGCGUUCAGAUGGACACCAGAAUUAGGAGUUUCAUUUUCUUGAACUUCAGGAGUUAUACUUCUCAAGAUCCUCUAAAAACAAUCAAAAGAACAUUAUAAACAGAGAUACAAGAGAUUGCAAAUGCUGGAAUCUGGAGCAAAAAUGUGAGCUGCUGGAGGGUGUAAGGCAGCAUCUAUGGAGGGAAACAUAUUCAACGUGUCAGAUUGAGACAUUUCAUUUGAUAUUUUUGAUAUACAUUAGCAAGUUACCACUCUUAGGAACAUAUAAAUGGAUUUUCUGGUUUACAACAGACCAAACCUCCUCGAAAUGGCAGCGAAUCCUAACUGAAUGCUCAUAUUCCUGCUUGUCAGUGCCCACCAAGUUUGGUUGAGUUUUGCUGGCAAUUUCUUAACUGCAUCAGCCGUCACACAAACAAGGACUAAACUACUCAAAUUCUCCAGCAGGUUUCUUAAUUUGAAUGGAAAGGAAUGGCUGAGUGGAAAACCUGGUAAUUUAUUUCCAUUUAAGUUUGCUUAAAUAUUGUGAAUGGUUUACAAUCAUUUUAAAUUCCUAAGAAUUCUCAAUUUUUUAAAUUAAAUUCUCUAGAUGUCAGGGAUAUUUGCAAGUAUCCAAGGUCCUUGAUAACUUUAGGGACAAGGUUUUGCCAGUUGUAGAGGGUCUACAUAGUUCUCCGUUCAGAGGUUAACUUGUUCUCUGGUUGAUUUCUCACUGAAAAUUGUCCCAGACUGGAUAUCAAACAUAGUGAAUUUAGAAGCAACUCUAUACUUGCCAUAAAGUCAGCAGUGAGCAUGGACAGCAAGUUCUGGCCCAUAUAAACAAAAAAAUCGUCUUUCCACUGUUUUACCAGGAUUGCUGUGGUAUAGCUAAACUAUAUUCAACAUACAUAUGUUUUACAAACUAUGAUCUAAUAACUACCCAGUACCUUUUACAGCAAAGGAGCACAUUAGCUACUGAGGGCAUAUUAAUUAGUGACCAACACAUUUUCUUCUUCAGGAAUACUAAUUGCUUGGCUUGUCCUCCUGGUCUGCAUUUCACAACUCUGACAUUGUUGAAGUUUUCUUAUAUCAGUGUUCUCACUUUAACUGUUCCCAUUCAUUCAUUGACAUGAUAACUUUGUUUACAGCUCCAUCUUUGUUUACGAUCUCCAUCGUCACCCAGUUUUAACCCCUUCAGAGACAUCCAUCUUCCCCACCCUACAGUUUAACAAGCUUCUUUUGUCUCUUUUGUAGUUCUGACAGGAUCUCUGACUUGAAACGUUGACUAUUUCUUCUCUCACUGAUACAGCUUGGCCUGAGUAUUUCUAGCAUUUGUAUUGUAGUUUUAGAUUAAUAGGAUCUGUAGUUUAAUCUUGAUUUUCAGUUUCCUGUUCCAAAUUGGUAGUAAUUGCUUAAGCUUCCUAGAAACUGUUGUGUCAUUGGUUUUUCGCCUGAAGAAUACAACACAAAUCACUUGUGCAACUUUUAAUCAGUUAAACUUAAGUUAAUCACUUAAAUCAUACGUUGUGAAAUGUGUUGCUUUGCAGCAGCAGUACAUUGCAAUACAUUAUAAUAGAAAACCCUAUAUUACAGUAUGUACAUAAAAAUAAAAUUAGUACAAAAUGAGAGCCAAGAAAAGUGGGGUAGUGUUCAUGAGCUCAUUGUCCAUUCAGAAAUUUACUGGUAGAGGCGAAGAAGCUGUUCCUGAAACAUUGUGUGUGUGUGUUUUCAAGCUCCUGUACCUCCUUUUUGAUGAUAGCAAUCAGAAGAGGACAUGUCUUGGAUGAUGGAGGUCCUUAAUGAUGGAUGCCACCUUUUGAAUAUGUUCUUGUUGCUGAGGAGACUAGUGCCCAUGAUGGAACUGGCUGAAUUUACAAAUCUCUGCAGCUUUUUUUGAUCCUGUGCAAUGACCCCUCCAUACCAGACAGUAAAGCAACCAGUUAGAAUGUUCUCUACAGCACAGUCAUAGAAAUUUGCAAGAGUCUUUGGUGAUACACCAAGUCUCCUUAAACUCCUUGUGAAAUAUAGCUGUUGUUACAGAAUGGGAACAGAAAUAGGCCCCAAGGUCCACAAUGUUGGGCUAAAUCAAAAAACCCAAAACAACCAAUCCCUUCAAUCUACACAAUGUCCACAUCCCUCCAUCUUCCUCAUAUUCAAGUGCCUAUUGAAACGUCUCUAAAAAGCCUCUAAAUGUAUUUGCCUCUACCACCAUACCAGGCCGUGCAUUCCCGGCAUCCACCACUCUUGAGUAAAAUACAUCCUCUGUGAACUUACCUCCUCUAAACUUCAAUGCAUGCCCUCUGGUGUUAGACAUUUCUACCCUGGGAAAAAGAUACUCUGUCUAUCUAUGCCUCUCAAUCUUAUAAACCUCUAUCAGAUUUUCCCUCAGCCUCCGCCACUCCAGAGAAAACAGCCCAAGAUUGUCCAGCUUUUCAUGAUAGCACAUGCUCUCUAAACCAGACUGCAUCCUGGUAAACAACUUCUGCACCCUCUCCAAAGCCUCAACAUCCUUCCUAUAGUGGGGCAACCAGAAUUGUAUGGAAUACCCCAGAUGUGGCCAAACCAGAUAACAAAUUUGCAACAUAACGUCUUGACUUUUGAACUCAAAGCCUCAACUAAUAAAAGCAAGCAUUUCAUAAGCCUUCUUAACCACCCUAUUGAACUGCGUAGCCACUUUGAACUCGGACACCAAGAUAUCUCUGCUCAGCAAUAAUGUUAAGGAUCUUGCCCUUAACAGUGUACUGUCUCCUUGCGUAAACUCAAGGAAUUCUGCAGAUGCUGGAAAUUCAAGCAACACACAUCAAAGUUGCUGGUGAACACAGCAGGCCAGGCAGCAUCUCUAGGAAGAGGUACAGUCGACGUUUCAGGCCGAGACCCUUCGUCAGGACUAACUGAAGGAAGAGCUAGUAAGAGAUUUGAAAG
Mobula hypostoma (lesser devil ray) is the source of this 10240-nucleotide messenger RNA. It is a transcript of the gene nsrp1, whose product is annotated as nuclear speckle splicing regulatory protein 1. Bases 182 to 1849 code for a protein of 555 amino acids. The transcript is spliced from 7 exons. The record is from RefSeq and is a predicted model, not a curated record. Gene Ontology annotation, biological process: regulation of alternative mRNA splicing, via spliceosome. NCBI's taxonomy places the organism in Eukaryota, Metazoa, Chordata, Chondrichthyes, Myliobatiformes, Myliobatidae.